AUGGACGAUUCGGAAGAUGAAGAAAUCGCGAGUUCAGCAGACGAGAAGGAAGAAGAAUCGAGUGGUGAUGAGAGUUCACAGGACGACGUGAAAGAACUGAGUAAUGAGGAUGAGAGUGAAGGGGAAGAUGCCGAAAAAGAUGGUGCAAGUACUCUGGAUGAUCGAAAUGGAGUUGCUGAUAAUGCGAGCGGGUCAGUUCUGUUGUUUCCGUAUUUUGGUCCUUCUCAGCAGACAUAG
This is a messenger RNA of Anisakis simplex (herring worm), 237 nucleotides long. NCBI's taxonomy places the organism in Eukaryota, Metazoa, Nematoda, Chromadorea, Rhabditida, Anisakidae. The record is from the annotation of a GenBank genome assembly.